Messenger RNA from Ctenopharyngodon idella (grass carp), 1998 nucleotides. RefSeq names its product cilia and flagella associated protein 68 (gene cfap68). Gene Ontology annotation, cellular component: nucleus. The coding region runs from base 403 to 900 and encodes 165 amino acids. NCBI's taxonomy places the organism in Eukaryota, Metazoa, Chordata, Actinopteri, Cypriniformes, Xenocyprididae. The transcript is spliced from 3 exons. The record is from RefSeq and is a predicted model, not a curated record.
ACAAAUAAUUCAAAUUAUUUCACUUCAAACUAGGUAAAUACCCGCCGUACUGGUACGUUUAUGAGCGACUACAACAAAUAUUACAAUUUGGGUAGUCUAGGGUGACGUUACUGAUGAGAAUGAUUAUAUCAUUACUUUAAAAGCAUUAGAAAAUGUAUCAGGCUAUUUAUUAUAGAAAGUAGGCCGUAACAAGAAAGAACAUUAUAAGACUUUAAAAUCAGUUGUAAAAUGGCGAAAUAUGCACCAGGGGAUGUAAAAGUAUAGAAAGCUAAUGAACCAGCAUAUAUCACUUGGCAGAAAAUAUAGUUUUUUUUAACAAAACUGUUAACUCUUUAUUGGGCAUUUUGUAUACUGUUGUGGUUGCAGGUUGUUUAAAACAGUGUUUACAUUUUUUGACUCAAAAUGAAGCGGCUCUAUUCUAAGAAGAUGUCCAAUAAAAACAAAGAGUUUUCAUGGAUAAGAAACGGUCCUGCUUUUCAUCACAUGCUCCGGGCGUCUGGGCAGUCUGAGGUCUGGUAUGAUUUCACUGAUGAGGCGAAAUUCCGCCAGUACGGCUGGCGAUGCUCCACGAAUGAAGACUCUUACUCAAAUGCCACCCUCAUUGGUAACUGGUCAGAAGAGAGGUUCGACACUCGCCGUACUGUGGCGUUACGACGCCCCCUUCCGCACCAGUUCUCUCACUAUUUUGAAACCACAUAUUAUUCCAGCUAUAAGAAAGAUGAUGUUCAGCCGAUUUACACAACACCAAAGAGAGAGUCAAGAAGCUUCCCUGGUCACCAACCAGAACUGAAUCCUCCGCACACUAAGUGUGUGCCAAACUCCUGCUACAGACUGGACUUCAAAGGCCCUCAGUGUAGAGAAGAAAUAGCAGAAGAAACUUCAGAGCCUCAGUGCAGAUAACAGAGACAAACUGAAGCCUUUGGCAGAGGAAUUCUGCUUACAAAAUUAAAUCAGCUUCAAUAUCCACCCUCUGACUUCUGUGAGUGAUCUAUAGUCAGAUAUAGUCAUAUAUAUAUAUAUAUAUAUAUAUAUAUAUAUGAAGAGUUUGGUUUCAAAAUGCUAUAAAUUUAUUUUGACUAAUUUGAGUAGGCCUAAAAAUGUGUUUUCUUUACCAAGAAAGCAGCAAGAUGAAAAUUUCUGUUUCAGACUUUCACAUGGCGGUUAUAAAAACAUUAAAAAUUCAAAUCCAGAUUUUGAUUUUCAAAGGUUUUAUUAUAAAAACUGAUUAUUUUCUCCCCAAAAUGCAAUAAAUCCAUGACACGUUUUUUUUUUUUCUUUUUUUUUUCAAAAUGCAAUUAAUCCAUCACUAUAAAAGUUAUUUUUCAUAUUGAAAAUACCCAACAAAGUUGAUUCACAUAUAUGACAGCCUCUGAACUUUGUCAAUACUAAUCUUAUAUACAGGCAUUUGACUAAAAAUACAUUCAGUCGUCGCUCCCAAAAUGAAUUCAACGAGUCAUCAGAAGUUUGAUGCUGUCGUGGAACAAGCAACAGCUGGCAUUUUUCCUCCUCCCGACUCGAGUGCCUCAUCUUCAUAAUCUCCUCACGUAAAUGAUUACAUUUCGAUGACUUGCGUUUCUUCCCCACCGCAGAAACCACCACAGGUUCAUCAAUGCCGUCAAAAUCAUUCAUUUUUCUGUUUUUGUUUAUCACAAAGUACAAAGCAGAUAAGGAAAACUAGGAUGCCGGGUGUAUUCAUAGCGCCGCCAUUACUGUUUACAGUGUGUGGAAUGGUGUGCUGUGAUUGGUUGAGCGGAUAUAUAAAUUAAUAAAUGACUUUUCAAUACCGACCAGAUACAAUACUGAUUUUGGCGGAAACUAAAUUUUUUUUUAAAAAUGGCGUUUAUCGCGUUUUGGAACCAAACUCUUCAUAUAUAAAUCUUCUUUUCGUUGUAUUUUUCUGAAGAAUGUGUCUAUUUUUUUGUCAUAUUAACCAGUGAAAAUAUACAUAACCAUUGUGACGUUAGAUUACUUUGCUUCUUAAUUAUAUUGUAGACUUUA